UGGGAUCGACCCGGAAGAUCUCUGUUUCAGACCCGAAAAGAGUAAAAGAAAAUCUUGAGAAAUAAGACACUUGUUUCUGCUUAGAUCUCUUUUCAUCUCUAUUUCAGACCAAAACGAGCUGAAAAAGAGUAAGACUGUAAUUCUUGCUUAGAUCUCCUUUCUGGGCUCUUUGGGAAGUGAAAUCUACAAAUUUCCUGGUUGAUUUACAGUGAGAGAAAGAGAGAGAGAGAGCGAGAGAGAAAGAGAGAAAGGGAGGGAGAGAAGAUGAAUGUAUUCAGGUCUGCAGGGGACAAGACCCAUUUGCCGAGUGUUCUUGUUUUGCUCCUCAAGCUACACACUGUUAAAUCUUGUGCUGAUUUUGCCCAUAGUUUGGGAGUCAAAUCGCAGUAAAAUCUGACCGCUGGUCCCUUUUGGUACUCAAAAUAUUUUCUGAUCAAAGAGGUUUGGACUUUUUGGUGAUGUUGCAGAUCAAUAAAUUGCGGUCCUUCAUUCAACGUGGUGGGUUGCUAGAAGAAGUCCAUUGGUCUGUCCUGAAACAGUUGCUUCUUCUGUGUUCUUUAUUAUCCUUUUCUGAUGCUAAAUUACGUGACAAAAUGUUGGAAAGAGAAGCUGUCUCUCCAGCUACCCUUCUUGUGGAUGCGCCUGCCAUGCCCGAGCUGCCAUUGCCUGCCAAACUGGGUUUCUUUCAUAAACCUCAUGGGAAUCAUCUAAACCCUUAUGGUGCACCUGCUCAACCUCCUAAUUAUGGUCAUUUUGUGAUUUCUGCACCCCCUCCAAAUUCUGGUUUGUCCAAACCUUCAAUGGAGAAGAGUGGAACCGUACCAGCCAGUGCUAGCAUUCCACCUCCACACCUUGCAGAGAUUUCGCCCGCUCAACCUGAACCUAGUACUUUACCUGCUGGUUUAGCUCAGCCACCUUUACCUCCAGGCAUCUCUAAUUGUUGUGGACCAGACAUGGUGCUCAAACGCGGGAGCCAUGGUUGCCACUGUGUAUAUCCAAUAAAGCUUGACAUUCUCCUUUUGAAUGUCUCAUCUAACCCAAACUGGAAUCUUUUUCUAGAGCAGUUUGCUUCCCAACUAGGCUUGCGAGUGUCGCAGAUUGAGCUCAUCAACUUUUAUAUGGUCAGUAUAUCUGGCCUUAAUAUAUCAAUGGACAUCACUCCACAUACGGGCAUAAGUUUUUCUGCAAGUGAAGCCGCUGGAAUAAACUCUUCGCUGUCAGCGCACAAGGUACAUCUAGAUCCUGCUUUAGUGGGUGACUACCAGCUUCUCAACAUUACCUGGUUUAAACCACCAUUACUGCCUCAAGCUCCAGUUUCUAAUACGUCUCCAACGGAAGCACCUCCAAACCUUCCGUCAACUCCUGCAGCACUUGUUACUUCAAAAAAAGUGAAACGGCCAAGUUUAGUUCUUGUUAUUGGACUUGGAGCUAUUAUCCUGAUAGUUGCUGUCAUUUCUGUGGUUAUACUUUGUUUCUGCAUAUCCCGUCAGGAAAAGCACAGUAAACCAUUCAAAGAAACAGUAGCCAAACAAAGGAGUGUGGAAGCAAUUCCAGCAGUAGGAUCUCUUCGAUGUCCAACCAGCACAAGAUUUCUCACCUAUGAAGAAUUAAAAGAGGCUACAAAUAACUUUGAGCCUGGCAGCAUUCUUGGAGAGGGUGGCUUUGGGAGAGUUUUCAAGGGUGUAUUAAGUGAUGGUACUGCCGUAGCCAUAAAGAGGCUUAGCAGUGGUGGACAACAAGGGGAUAAAGAGUUCCUGGUUGAGGUUGAGAUGCUUAGCAGGCUGCAUCAUCGUAAUCUAGUGAAACUUGUUGGGUACUAUAGUAAUCGUGACUCCUCACAGAACCUCCUAUGUUACGAGCUUGUUCCAAAUGGAAGUUUGGAGGCCUGGCUUCAUGGGCCCUUGGGACUAAACUGCCCACUUGACUGGGACACCAGAAUGAAAAUUGCUCUUGAUGCUGCACGAGGACUUGCAUACUUACACGAGGACUCUCAACCUUGUGUCAUUCACAGAGAUUUCAAGGCAUCAAAUAUAUUGCUCGAGAACAACUUUCAUGCUAAAGUUUCUGAUUUUGGCCUUGCAAAACAGGCCCCUGAAGGCAGGGCAAACUACCUUUCCACUCGUGUUAUGGGAACUUUUGGCUACGUUGCCCCUGAGUAUGCCAUGACUGGGCAUCUCUUGGUGAAGAGUGAUGUUUAUAGUUAUGGGGUGGUUCUUCUUGAGUUGUUGACAGGUAGAACGCCUGUAGACAUGUCACAACCAUCAGGCCAGGAGAACCUUGUUACAUGGGCUAGGCCGAUUCUAAGAGAUAAGGAUCGAUUAGAGGAACUUGCUGAUCCAAGACUCGAAGGGAAGUACCCCAAAGAAGAUUUUUUCCGAGUUUGCACGAUUGCAGCAGCUUGUGUCGCCCCAGAGGCCAGCCAACGGCCUACAAUGGGAGAAGUCGUUCAGUCUCUCAAAAUGGUGCAACGGAUUGCAGAAUACCAUGAUUCUGCAGUAGCUUCCAACACUGCACCCAAUCUUAGGCAGUCAUCGACAACCUUUGAGUCGGAUGGUACAUCGUCUAUAUUCUCUUCUGGUCCUUACUCUGGUUUAAGUGCCUUUGAGAAUGACCACAUUUCUAGGACAGCUGUAUUUUCUGAAGAUCUUCAGGAAGGACGAUGAUUAUAUCUUUAUCUAGAAUUUGUUAACUUCACAAUCAAGGAAGCUUUCUAACCAACCCUGCAAUAGUUCGAGUUGUGAUCGUUUGGAGAUGGUAUGCACGACACGAAUCUGUCGAGGGUUGAGAAAGAAGCUUCUGUGUUUCUUGUGGACAUGGCCAAGUUGUGCAACUCUACAUCCAAGUAAUUGUGCUCCAGUCCAUCCCAUGUAGAGAAUAUUUAAGUUUUCCAGAGUGUUGGCCUCAUUCUCUGCAUGUUGAGAUGAGACUUUGUACAUAUAUUUCACUUAUAAUCUUUUUUCAAUGUAUUGGUUUUCCAGUUUUAUUCCUUAUUA
Molecule: messenger RNA, 2993 nt
Organism: Sesamum indicum (sesame)
Lineage: Eukaryota; Viridiplantae; Streptophyta; Magnoliopsida; Lamiales; Pedaliaceae
Product: Protein kinase superfamily protein
Biological process (GO): protein phosphorylation
Molecular function (GO): ATP binding; protein kinase activity
Source: RefSeq, a predicted model, not a curated record